This is a messenger RNA of Struthio camelus australis, 3674 nucleotides long. The record is from RefSeq and is a predicted model, not a curated record. NCBI's taxonomy places the organism in Eukaryota, Metazoa, Chordata, Aves, Struthioniformes, Struthionidae.
AUGGCUAGCGAGGCGGGGGCGGAGGGGAGCCGGUGCACCAGAGCGCAGCAAAAAAAGGAUUUGGCGAUCCCCCUUCCGCUCGCGGGCCGGGGCGGGCGGGCGCGGCGCGCCCUGGGUCCGCGUGCCGGCCUUUACUUUGUUGCCCUAAAUUGUCUUUCAGAUCGGUUGUAUUUUGCUACUUUACGAAAUAAACCCAAAAGUACAGUAAACACGCACUACUUCUCUACUGAUGAGGAGCUGGUCUAUGAAAAUUUCUAUGGAGAUUUUGGACCUUUAAAUUUGGCGAUGUUGUACAGAUAUUGCUGUAAGCUGAAUAAGAAAUUAAAGUCUUUCAGUCUAUCGAGAAAGAAAAUAGUUUACUACACCAGUUUUGACCAGCGGAAACGAGCAAAUGCAGCAUUUUUAAUAGGUGCAUAUGCCGUGAUAUACUUGAAGAAAACACCAGAAGAAGCUUACAGGACACUUUUAUCUGGAUCUAAUCCACCAUAUCUUCCGUUUAGGGAUGCUUCAUUUGGGAACUGCACGUACAAUCUCACGAUCUUGGACUGUUUACAGGGAAUAAAUAAGGCCUUGCAGCAUGGAUUUUUUGACUUUAAGACAUUUGAUGUGGAUGAGUAUGAACACUAUGAGCGAGUAGAAAAUGGUGACUUCAACUGGAUUAUUCCAGGAAAAUUUUUAGCAUUUAGUGGACCACACCCAAAAAGCAAACUUGAAAAUGGUUAUCCUCUUCAUGCACCUGAAGCCUACUUUCCUUAUUUCAGGAAACACAAUGUCACAUCAAUCAUAAGACUAAACAAAAAAAUCUAUGAGGCAAAACGCUUUACGGAUGCUGGUUUUGAGCAUUUUGACCUGUUCUUCAUAGAUGGAAGCACGCCAAGUGACAGUAUAGUUCAGAGGUUCUUGAACAUCUGUGAGAAUGCUGAAGGUGCUAUUGCUGUACAUUGUAAAGCAGGCCUGGGGAGAACAGGAACACUGAUCGCCUGUUACAUAAUGAAACACUACAGGUUCGCACAUGCCGAAGCCAUUGCUUGGAUAAGAAUAUGCCGACCAGGCUCUAUUAUAGGACCACAGCAACACUUCUUGGAAGAGAAGCAAGCAAUGUUGUGGCUGCAGGGAGACCUCAUCCGAUCAAAACAGAAACAACGAGUAGUCAACGAUGGAAACAUGAACAGAGUUCUCUGUGGCUUGGAUGAAAUUUCAAUCAGUGGCAGCUUUAAUAAGGUACAGGAGUUGGAUCAAUAUGGGGAGAAUGAUUCUGAAGACAAAGCAGGUAUGGAAACUAAAAACGGCAUGACACAGGGAGAUAAACUUCGUGCCUUAAAAAGUCGGAGACAACCACGCUCUGCUACGACUGGAGCUCUGAGGCUGGAAGAAAUGAAACUGCACACCAGGUCAAUAUCGCAACCUCUCAGACUGAAUACUUCAGGUAGUACAGAAGGAUCCAUGUCUCCUCUGAAGGCCUCCAGAGUGAUGGCAGUUAUUUCACCAUCUGCAAAAAGAAUAAACAGGACUCCCACAUCCUCAGGCUCUAACCUUAAAAGCGUUUCCAUAAACUCCAGGCUAGCCAGUUCUCUAGGGAACCUGUACACUGCUUCAGAUGAUGAUGAGAGCAAAAUGACAUCAUUGUCCUCUAGGACAGGUUUUUCUGUAAGUCAAAUCUCCAGCCACUUGAAUGGCAGCUUGCAGCUGCCUCACAGAAAUAACCGUGAACUGAACAACAACUUGUACAACAGAAGCAGCAGUAGUGGCAACAACCUGAGCAGCCAAAGCAGUUCUCACAGCGCCGUGACAGAUGAGUACAGCAUCUAUCAACCCUCCUUUACAAGGCUUACAACUCCUCCAGCACGAUACCUGAGUCGAUCAAUUCCUUCCCUUCAGUCUGAAUAUGUUCAGUACUAAAGCCUUGCUGCUUCGGUGAAACCUGCUGGGCUCUUAAAAAUAUAAGUCCAUUGUGAAGAACUAAAGGAAAGAAACUGCUCAUUCAGAGGAAGAGUCUUCACUCCAAGAUAUGUUAAAAUCUUCAACACCAAGACGAGACUUCCUAACAGCCAGAAAUUUCUGGUUAAUGACUACUACAGAUGCACUAAAGUUGAAUUUAUGGCGAUUACUACCCCAUGUUAUACACAGAUUUAAAACUUUAAUGCUGAGACAGCUUGAGGAUAUUUUUAAUGAGUUUAAUACAUUUAUAACUCAUGUACAGUGUUAAAAUAUGUAUUAAGGGACUAUUUUGAUAAGCAAUACAUGUAUAAAAAUUAUGUAAAAAUUAGAAUAUAUUUUAGCGUUCCUCAAUUCUUUGCUACCAAAAUGUGUAUUUCAAUGAUAUUUUAGGUAUUUAUCUAGAAGAUAUGAAAAGUUGUUUUUAUGAGCAAGAAGGUUUUUUUGUUUUAUGGGUCAUUCAUUGUUGCUUAAAGCCUAAUGUAAUUACUUUUUCACUAGUUGGUCUUGUGAUAACUUAAUGGAAGUCUAACUAGUGAGACACUAAUUACUAUAUGAUCAACUGAAAGCACUUGAGACGUAGUCUGCUUUCUACUUUCAGCUGCUGAUAUCUCAGAAGGAAAACAAAGGGAAAAUGUUUGAGAUAUAAUGCAAUUUACAUCUUCCAUUGUAAAGAGAAAGUAAUUUAGCUGAUGGUUCUUUGAUACAAUUAACGCUUCCCUUAAUUUGUCUUAAAGGAAUGUUUUAACUUUUCAAUGUACAAUGUAAAAUUUUGCUGUGCAAUAUAUACAGCACCAAUAAAGGAAGAUGAAAUUUAAGCUUGAUAAGAAUGUGUAUAUAGAGUGAAUUUGGCAGAGUUGCAUACUUACACAUUUCUAAGCUACGUUUGGCAGGAUAUGUUCAGUUUCAUUAGCAAAGCAUAUGAGAAGUUAAUGUAGAAGUAUAUUAAACACUUUCACUUUUCAGCUGGACACUUCAGAAGCCUGUUUCUUAAUUGGAAUAAUAUUAACUAUCUAGCUAAUCAUGAUUAAUCUGUAUCACAGAACAGUUUUGUCAGUAGUAAAGAUGGUCUUGAAUGCAUAGUUUAAUUGGGCUCAAUUAGGGAUGAAACUCUGAAAGAAAGUGUUGUAGUGAAGAACUAGAGAUCACCUGCUAAUCUUUCAGAACUCUGCAAGUGCAUAGUCAGCAAAAUUUUCUAAACAGCUGUGGUAACUUGAUUUGUCACUCUAAUUCAGAAGGCAAAAACAAAACAGAAUUGUUGCCUAUAAGUUCUGCCAAUGUUUUUACAGAAACCUGAAAAUAAAAUUUGGUUGAAUUGUCAGUCUUUGUUCCUGAAGACCUGUGAAUGACCUGUAUUUGCUCUGCAACUGAAGUUAAGAUAAAAUGGCGCUUUGUUUUUGGAAAAGUUCAGGUCAAAAUUGCCGUGGAAAAUUGCACUGAAAGUGGUAAUAAGCAAUACUGAGAGCAGCUAUAUAAAUCACUGAAUAAAAUUUACAUGCAAUACUGUACUUUAUCACAACUGUGUAUAUGCAACAUAUACACACACUAAGUAGCAUAUGUGUGUGCAUAUAUAUACAAUAUACUGUAUAUGAAUUAUAGUUUAAUGGUAAGGUAAUUCUACCUCCUACAAAGAAUUUUGUCAUGUAUUUUGUUAUAAAUAGCUUUCCUUGAUAAAGUAUUGUUUUAUUUUGAAAUGUAGAUACAUAUAUAUAUAUGACUAAUUGAUAAUAAAAUGCAUA